Closterium sp. Yama58-4 is the source of this 702-nucleotide messenger RNA. NCBI's taxonomy places the organism in Eukaryota, Viridiplantae, Streptophyta, Zygnematophyceae, Desmidiales, Closteriaceae. The record is from the annotation of a GenBank genome assembly.
AUGGCGUGUCACGACAACCCUCAGGCUUCGUGGGGCCCUUCUUCUUGCCUCAUCAUCUGCGCCCUGCUCGCGCUAUUCCUCUCGCCUGCAGCGGCGAAGCGGCCGACGAAGGAUGAGUUCGUCGAAGAGCUGAAGAGGGCGAACGAAGCGCUCAAGGAUCCAAAGUAUAACGGCAAAUACUACGCCACUACCGCGGCUUUCGACCACCUCAUCCCGGAAUUCGGUGCGUGCGAUGCCUUCGAUAUAAUCCCAUCUAUAAUACUCAUAAUCGGAUCAUCUCACUGCGACCUCCUGGCGCGUGCAGAAAACGAUUGGGAGCCGAACGACGAGCAGCUAGGCGAGCUCGAGCACACGACCGCGCUGGUGCCGGACAGCACGGCCAUCCUCUGGACGAUCCCCGCGGCCGCCGCCGACAUUCUGCGCGGCAGCGCUACUGACCGCAAGGACAUCGAGAACUACGGGCAGUGGGUGCGCGCGAACAUCAUCCAGGGCAUGUUUACGGAAGGCGGGCUUAAGAACGCCAAGGAGUUCAAGGAUAUGAACGGGCGCAAGAUGGGGAAGAGAGAGGAGGUGACGAACCUACGCACGGGGGAGACGCGGAUGGAGCUGGGUAAGGCGAACGCCAAGGUGAAGGACCCGGAGAUCUACAAGGGGAAGUUCUUUAUCUUGCAUGGUGUGGAUGCAGUGCAGACUCCGAACUGA